This is a messenger RNA of Erigeron canadensis, 1538 nucleotides long. RefSeq names its product protein MITOFERRINLIKE 1, chloroplastic. The transcript has a single exon. Gene Ontology annotation, cellular component: mitochondrial inner membrane. Gene Ontology annotation, molecular function: S-adenosyl-L-methionine transmembrane transporter activity. Lineage: Eukaryota; Viridiplantae; Streptophyta; Magnoliopsida; Asterales; Asteraceae. The record is from RefSeq and is a predicted model, not a curated record. The coding region runs from base 212 to 1348 and encodes 378 amino acids.
GUCCACCCUGUAUUACAAUGUUAAGAUUAGAUUCCAUGGCUGAAAACCUCAAAACGUCUCCAAACUUUUCAACAAUUCAGACAAACACAAAGUAAUGACGACUGCAAAGCCUGACCAGAAAAUAAGCUAAGUUUCAUCAUCAUUAUUUCUCACACUCUAUCAAUUCUGGUUUUUGUAUUGAAUUAAAUUAAUUUUGUGAAUUUAUUGUGGAAUGGAAAACCCCAAUUAUUCAAAAUCACUGUCAACCUUAAUUCAUCAUAAAAAUAACAAAAAUGAUUUCAAUUUACUAUUUACACAUCUCAACACAAGUCUAAUUAUCUCAAAAAAAUCAUCUAAAAAACGAACCUUUAGUAAUCUUAAAUUCUUAUCAAUAUCCUUCGAAAACCAAAAACAACAAAAACCAAAGAAAAAAAUAACACCCAAUUUGUUUAAGACCCUUUCGGUGUUUGAACGCGCCCAGAUUGGCGCCUGUGCAGGCGGCAUUGCGGGCGCGUUCACCUACGUGUGUCUACAUCCAUUAGAUACAAUUAAAACUAAGUUACAAACUAAAGGGGCUUCCAAGAUUUACUCUAGUACCCUUGAUGCUAUUGUUAAGACUUUCCAAAGUAAAGGAAUACUCGGGUUUUAUUCCGGUGUUUCUGCAGUUAUUGUUGGGUCAACUGCGUCUUCCGCGGUUUAUUUUGGGACCUGUGAGCUUGGAAAAUCGGUUUUGUCUAAGUUACCGAAUUACCCGGUUUUGUUAAUACCUCCUACGGCUGGUGCAAUGGGGAAUAUUGUUUCGUCUGCUAUAAUGGUGCCUAAAGAAUUGAUAACCCAACGAAUGCAAGCCGGGGCAAAAGGGCGGUCGUGGGAGGUUUUGUUAAGGAUUUUGGAGAAAGAUGGGGUUGUAGGUCUUUAUGCAGGUUAUUCUGCUACAUUGUUAAGGAAUUUGCCAGCUGGGGUUUUGAGUUAUUCGUCUUUUGAGUACUUGAAGGCUGCGGUUUUGGCUAAGACGAAUCAGGUGAAUAUGGAGCCGUUGCAGAGUGUGUGUUGUGGGGCAUUGGCUGGUGCAAUUUCGGCUUCUUUGACCACACCACUUGAUGUAGUGAAAACAAGGUUGAUGACUCAGAUUCAUUUGGAUAAAAAUGUCGUUGCUUUGGGUGUUUCUGAGACAAUUAAGCAGAUAUUGAAGGAAGAAGGGUGGGUUGGAUUUACGCGAGGGAUGGGACCUAGAGUGCUUCAUAGUGCUUGUUUUUCGGCUAUAGGGUAUUUUGCAUUUGAGACGGCCAGGCUUACUAUUUUGCAUCACUAUCUUCAGAGAAAGGAGGCGCUUGAGGGCGACAUUGCUCAAGUUGGCACUUCUGUUUGAAUUUGAUUUGCUUUCCCUUUAUGUUAUAUCUUGCUAAUUAUAUUAAGUGUUUUUGUAAGCAUCUAGUUUCUUAAUUUUUGUUAUAAGGUUUUGUUCAGUUAUAGCUUUGAUAGCAUUCGACUUUUGCUUUAUAGAUAUUACAUGAUCCCUUAUGUUUGUAGUCCCUAUAUAAAAAAAGAAUUUUUUUGUA